AUGAACACCGCUAGCUCGAGCAAAAUCACAUCCGCUCGAGCAAUGGACCAGAGGUGGUAUUUUUACCAAGAGCAAUAUCCCGUCACCCGUCUUUGGCUAGCGAACCGACAGUUUACCAUGAAACCAAACACAUUGGUCAGUCUGGCUGGAGUUGCAACACUUUUGUAUUCAAAAAUCACUCCAUCGCAACAAGAUCUGCCAGUCAUGUAUCUUUGCAGCAGACGAGCUCUAUUCAGAACAUCAGCUUUGGGACGAUCAAUUCUGCCAGAGAAGUCCCUGGAGAUACCUAGAGCAAGUUUACCGGGCUGGGGCCUGUCAUUAUUUGUGAACAUUGGUCUUCCAGAAGGCCCCAUAAAGCAGCUGAUAAAAGCAUGUAGAUUGGCUCUAGGGGCCACGUUCGAAUACAGGUUAAAUGAGAAUAUGAACCACGUCUUCCUUCGGAAAUGUGCACUCGAUACGAGCUUUCGCAUCAAAAACUACCAGCUUAGUGGAAAGGAAAAGGAAUUAUGUUCCACUAAAGACUGGCGUUGA
This is a messenger RNA of Botrytis porri, 531 nucleotides long. RefSeq lists its product as uncharacterized. The coding region runs from base 1 to 531 and encodes 176 amino acids. NCBI's taxonomy places the organism in Eukaryota, Fungi, Ascomycota, Leotiomycetes, Helotiales, Sclerotiniaceae. The transcript has a single exon. The record is from RefSeq and is a predicted model, not a curated record.